UGCACAGAUGUUUUCUCCUCAUGACUGCUUUGAGAUGUUUUCAAGAAGAUUCAGCGCUAUGAGGUGUCACUAGGAAUGGUUAUUAGCAGUUCUUCAUGUUGGUCCUCUCUUCUGAUUCGAACAAAAGGAAGGCAACUUUGAACACUGGGUUUGAUUCAGAACAGCUUGAAGUUCAGAUUCUGGGUUGGAGGUCUGCAGGUCCAGUUUCAGCUUUUUAGACCUAAAGUCUUCUGAACUGGGAUGGAGAACCCAGAGGACGCUGGGGUGUUCCUCCACACUUUCAGGACUUUGCCGUGCAUGAGGCUGAGCGGAGAUGAGAGAGUGGAGCUGGAGCAGGCGGGUCAGGGUGAAACCGAGCAGGAGCAGAUGGAGAACAACGGAGGUCCUGCAAAGCUGGCCUCCAUCGAGUUCCGCAUUCAGCAGCUGCACAACAGGCAGUUCCUGCUGCUGAAGAUAAAACGCUGCACAAAGAAGGAUGAACAGCACAGUGGAGGAAGCUCAGAGGAACUGGUCACUGAAGAUGAUGGUGAUGGUGAUGAUGAGCUGAUGGCCAUUCAGAAAGAGCUGGAGGAGCUGCAGGUGAAGAAGGAGGAGCUGGAGAAAGCAGGAGUGAGCUCUAAUGGAGAUCAACAGCAGCAGCGGCCGUCUUACAAAGAGACGCCCCGUGGAGGGAUCUACAUGCUGCCUCCUCCUCAGUCCUCUGAGCAGGUUACCGCUGCAGCUCAGGGACCCAUCCUUCCAGUGGAGAAGUUGGGUGGGACAUCAGGAGUCACAAUGUGUCCAUCCUGCAAAGAAGUGGUUGUCACGGAAACCCACAGCACCAGAAGUGACACCAUGUGGAUCCUGUGCUUUCUGUGCUGCGUCAUCGGCUGCGUGGCUGGCUGCUGCUUGGUCCCCUUCUACAUGAAGCGCUUCAGGAACGUCCACCACCAUUGCCCCCGGUGUCAGGCCAAGAUUUACACCCAUCAGCUGCUGUGACUGCCAGAACUCUGCUACAGAAAGUUUUCACACCCUGGAACUUUUUUACAUUUUGUCACAUUACAACCAGACCUUCUAAUGUUUGUUACUAGAUUAUUAGGCAGUAGAAUAACACAAAUAUAAGGCAACAUGGCUUCUUGCCCAGGGCGCCAUUCUGGUAGGGCGGCACAAGCAGUCGAAAAAUUUUACCUGUUAGCUGCACCUUGCCUGACUUUUCUACUGCUUGUUUGCCUCGGUGGGGAGUAGGUGUCCUCUGUGUUGUUCAGUGUAAGUAAACCUGUAAGAAAAUGUGGCCGUUGUUCUGGCUGGACAACGAUACUGAAGAAGGUUCUGGAUUCACAGCUACGGACCUGGCAAGGCCUUAAAGGAUUAUUUCCCCAAUUUUGAAACAGUCUUCAUAAUGCUGGUUGUUCUCUAAAGAACCUCUGAGGCCAGAAAAUGAACAUCUGCAGUUAGAAUCAGAUUAAAUCAAACACAGCUGGACUCUAUUUAGUAAUCAGGUGACUUUAUUUAAGAGUAGCAGAGAAAGGGGCGACAAAUACAAAUCCAAGCUACAGUUUUUAGAUUUUUGUCUUGUUUUGCUUUCACUUUGCUCUACAUUGUGUUGGUCUAUCAUAUAAAAUCCCAAUGAAGUAAUAAUGUGACAAAAUGUGGAAUGAAUAUUUUUUACAAGGUGUUGUAUUUAUUUGGAGGUGCAGUCUUAGGUGGACUGGACUGUGCAGCAGCCAGUCCAUGUAAGGAGCAGAACCUCUCCUCCUGAUGGACCAGCUCAGAUGUACAUAUGUGGAGAUAUUUUCAGCUGCCGUAAAUACAUGCUCUUUGAGAAAGUAAAUUCAGUCAGUAAUUUUCUACCACUUCUUCCAUAGUGGGUCACAGGGAAGCUGGUACCUAUCUCCAGCAGUCUAUGGGCGAGAGGCGGGGUCACCCUGGACAGGUUGCCAGUCGGUCGCAGGCAA
Molecule: messenger RNA, 1934 nt
Organism: Girardinichthys multiradiatus
Lineage: Eukaryota; Metazoa; Chordata; Actinopteri; Cyprinodontiformes; Goodeidae
Exons: 5
Coding region: 241-978 (245 amino acids)
Molecular function (GO): zinc ion binding
Source: RefSeq, a predicted model, not a curated record